Messenger RNA from Trichoderma virens Gv29-8, 1092 nucleotides. RefSeq lists its product as uncharacterized. The transcript has a single exon. The coding region runs from base 1 to 1092 and encodes 363 amino acids. The record is from RefSeq and is a predicted model, not a curated record. NCBI's taxonomy places the organism in Eukaryota, Fungi, Ascomycota, Sordariomycetes, Hypocreales, Hypocreaceae.
AUGAACUGGACGGGAGGUAAUCUCUCCCGGCAUCGCCGGGGUAAAGGCUGGAAAGAGGAAAUGGCACGCCAAAAGGAAUAUUUCGCCAAGGCGCGCUCUCGACGGCUUGAGGGUGUGAAAUCGAGUCCUGUGCCUCUCUCUGCAGCUAAUUUCAUUCCCAACUACACAUCUCCGCCGGAAGCUCCCACGGGUCUGGGGUCAGCAACAUCGACGCUGAUUAGUAAACCUGCAUGCGCUGCGGAUGAGAUAUCGACAAGCUUGGAUAAUCCGCCUGAAGCCUUGCAAAGGGAGGUUACUGAGCUUUCGUUACUUGUUUCACCAGGCAAGAUGGAUGAAUUCCCCAUGUUGAAUCAGGCAUCAAAAUAUCAUUCCAUGGGUGCUUCUGAUCUAGAAACUGCGCUUCGGGAAACUUUGAAAAAAGGUGACUUCGAAAGAGCCAAACUGCCGAAACUCUCAGUGAUGGAGCCCGCACGGCACAUUUUCGAGCAUCCCCCCCUUUUCAAGCUUACCUUGGAACAGCAACGCAGGACUUCUACAGGCCGUGACAGGAUAUCACCCAGUUUCGACAGACAAAAGGACAUGAGAACACGAGGAAUGAUUCAGAACACACCUUCACCCAGUCCUAGGUCGGCGAGAAUACGAAUUGGCAGUCAAGAUUAUCGAUGGAGCGUGGUGAGAAAUUCCAUCGGGAAUCUCACUUUCGGCGACCACUCGGCGACCAAAAGUACCGUAUCCAAACAAACAAAGUAUAAAACACAGCCAGGAAGCAUCAGUAAUGCAUCCUACAUCAUCAAUGAGUCUUUUACAGGCUUUUCUCUGUCGAGUAGCGACCUGUCUCUGUCAUCGCCGGGCAGGAAUAGAGCAGCCCGCCGUCAAGAAUUGCACAAUUCACCAAAUAAAGUUGUCGGGGCGGCUUCGGCAGAGUUCAAGUUCCCGCUACCACAUUGUGCUUGCGGAGCAGCGAUGAAUGUAUCACCAGCAGCAUCCGAAAUCGAGUCUACCGACAGCAUAGCCGUACAAGUCAGUGAUGGCGAACUCGGCCCACAAACUGAGACGGACGAAGAACGGAUUUGGAGACAGUGGCUAGGAUGA